Messenger RNA from Aspergillus bombycis, 900 nucleotides. It is a transcript of the gene rps0, whose product is annotated as 40S ribosomal protein uS2. The record is from RefSeq and is a predicted model, not a curated record. NCBI's taxonomy places the organism in Eukaryota, Fungi, Ascomycota, Eurotiomycetes, Eurotiales, Aspergillaceae. Gene Ontology annotation, cellular component: cytosolic small ribosomal subunit; ribosome; 90S preribosome. Gene Ontology annotation, molecular function: structural constituent of ribosome. Bases 1 to 900 code for a protein of 299 amino acids. The transcript is spliced from 2 exons. Gene Ontology annotation, biological process: cytoplasmic translation; ribosomal small subunit assembly.
AUGGCCCCCUCUCAGCUUCCCCCGAUCUUCAACCCCACCCAGCAGGACAUUGAGCAGCUGCUCGCUGCUCAGUGCCACCUGGGUUCCAAGAACCUUCAGGUGCACAUGGAGCCUUACCUCUGGAAGACUCGCCCUGACGGUGUCAAUGUCAUCAACAUUGGCAAGACCUGGGAGAAGAUCCUUCUUGCUGCCCGUAUCAUUGCGGCCAUCGACAACCCCGCCGAUAUCUGUGUGAUCUCCGCUCGUCCUUACGGCCAGCGUGCUGUCCUGAAGUUCGCUUCUCACACCGGUGCCACCGCCAUUGCCGGCCGUUUCACCCCCGGUAACUUCACCAACUACAUCACCCGCUCUUUCAAGGAGCCCCGUCUCAUCAUCGUUACCGACCCUCGCACCGAUGCUCAGGCCAUCAAGGAGGCCAGCUACGUCAACAUCCCCGUCCUCGCUCUUUGCGACACUGACUCCCCCACCGACUUCGUUGAUGUUGCUAUCCCCACCAACAACAAGGGUCGUCACUCCAUCGGUCUCGUCUGGUGGAUGCUCGCCCGUGAGGUCCUCCGUCUCCGCGGUACCAUCGCUACCCGCGAGACCGAGUGGGAUGUCGUCCCUGACCUCUACUUCUACCGUGACCCUGAGGCCGAGGAGAACAAGGAGGUCGCCGAGGAGGCUAAGGUGGCUACUACCGAGGAGGUCGGUGCCGCUCCCAUCGAGUCUGGCUUCGCUGGUGAGAACUGGGACACCCAGGGUGCUGGUGCUGGUGUUCCUGGCACUGCUUUCGCUGCUGCUAGCGCUGCUGGUCCUACCAGCUGGGAGGCUGAUGGUGCUGACUGGGCCGCCAGCUCCACUCCUGCCGCUGGUGGUGAGAGCUGGGCUGAGACCCAGCCUGCUGAGGGCAAGUGGUAA